Molecule: messenger RNA, 2282 nt
Organism: Penaeus vannamei (Pacific white shrimp)
Lineage: Eukaryota; Metazoa; Arthropoda; Malacostraca; Decapoda; Penaeidae
Source: RefSeq, a predicted model, not a curated record
GGGAACGAGGGCGGGUGCGCGCUGCCCCACGUGGGUCUGUUCAUGGCCGUGCUGUCUUCGCUCUUCUUCUCGCUCUGCUCGCUCAUCGUCAAGGUGCUGGCCGACGUGAGUCCCAUGGAGCUGGCCGUUUUCCGCUUCGUGGGGAUUUUGUUGCCGACGCUUCCGCUGCUCAUACGCCGAGGAGACCCGCCCUUCCCUCGCGGCCGCCGCCUGAUGCUUAUGCUUCGAGGCCUCGUGGGAGCUACGUCGCUGAUGCUUCAGUUCUACGCCUUCAGGCACAUGCCUCUCGCCGAUGCGUCCGUCAUUGUGUUCAGCGUGCCAGUGUUCGUGGCAGUGUUCGCGCGAGUGUUCCUCGGGGAGCCUUGUGGACUGUUUCAUGGCGUGGUCAUUCUGCUUACCCUCGCCGGUGUCAUUCUCAUUGCUCGGCCGCCGCUACUCUUUGGUUCGCUCUCGGAUGCUUACACGACGGAGAACUGGUGGGGCGCGGCGGCUGCCAUAAGUGGCACGGUGGUAGCCGCCAACGUCUACGUCAUACUGCGAGUACUGAAGGGCCUGCACUUUUCUGUGAUUAUGACCAACUUCGCUCUGGUGGCGCUAGUCCUCACGCCCCUCGUGUCGUGGUUCAGCGGCGACGGGUGCGUGCCGCGCUGCGGGAACGAGCGCUAUCUCAUCCUCGCCAUCGGGAUUUUCAGCUUCGGAGGUCAGAUCCUGCUGACGAAGGCGCUGCAGUUGGAGCAGGCCGGCCCGGUGUCCAUCGCACGGACGGCCGAUGUUGUCUUUGCGUUUAUAUGGCAAGCGAUCUUUUUCCAGGAAUUCCCGGACUCACUGAGUCUCAUGGGAGCCUUGCUGGUGACAUCCUGCGUGUUUCUGACAGGACUGAGGAAGUGGGUCAUCUCCCUUCCUGAGACAUCGAGUGCUCGGCGGAGACUGCGGUGUCUCAUGUGCUGACUCUGGCCCUCCAGAAGCUGUGAGUGGAGCAGCCCCACAAGCUGCCUUGGCCAAGACUGCGUGGCCUUCCACACUGGUAUGGCUGAGACACUGUGCGGUAUUACAGACUGGUAUGAUUGAAAUUGUGUGGCUCUUUAGUACAGAUUGGUAUGGCUGAGACCAUAUAUUGCUAAGAAGGGAAUUUGUGAGACUGUGUCCCUUUAUGUAUAGAGUGGCAUGACUGAGAUUGUGUGGCCCUACAGUCUGUCAUGGCUCAGACUGUGUAGAUCUACAGACUGGCACUGAAAGCUUUGUGGCCCCAGUCUGCCAUGGUUGAGACUGUGUAGCUGUACAGAUUGGCUUUGUGGAGCCAGUGCAGCCUAAAAGACUGCCAUGGUUGAGACUGUAGUUCUACAGACAGACACCACUGAGGUUAUGUGGUCCAGUGGAUUGCCAUGGAUGAAACCGUGUGGCCCUCCAGUUUUGAUUGUUAAGGUUUUUUGACAUUGGCAAUUCUUAAAACUUUAAAUCUUACUUGGGGUUUUCUUCUAUUGUGAGGAGUAUGACCUGCUUCUCAGGUCAUACUCCUCAGGACAUGAAUAGUUUACAGUAGGUAAGAAAGUUGGUAAUAAUUCUCUUUUUACAAAGAAAUUACAUAAAUUUCUUGAACAGGUAUUGCCUAACCCAUAUGAAAUGCAAGGGACAAAUUAAAUGAGAAAAGGAAUACAUAUCUGCAAUCAUAGCAGAAAAAAAAUUCAAAUAUAUCAAACCAACAAAAAUAAUACUAAAUUUUAAUGAGUAUGGGUUGAUAUUUACCUGUGAACAUUAUAACUACUAGUUUCACCUUAGUCUUACCAUGAUGACAUGUCCCUAUGGGCCUGUGUCGUAAACUCUGUUGAUUGCAGUACAGGCGUAGCUUUGCAGCACUGGACCUUGAAGGUUUAUCCUUAUUAAGGACUUAUUUAACAGUAGCACUUUUAAUUUUGCCCCUUUUUCACCAGUGUUUAAAAGACUCCAGAUUAUCAUGAGUAUUUUUUUUUACAUUUUAUUUUAUUUCUUGUGUGUAUACUCAAUUUUUUCAACAGCCUUCUGACAAGCACAAUAAACUUUUCUUAUUUUUUUUGGAUUGAGGAAUUAUCCACUGUUUCAUAUAUUACUUAUAGUAUGAUUAUCAUUUCCCAACUCUGUUUUCAUGUGAAUAUCUUUCACGUCUUUCAACCAGCUACAACUUUCUACCUCAUUUCUCUUUGUGAAUAAAUAAAUCAAGUAAACAAGCACAUAUGCAUGCAUGCACACAGACAUACACACACAUACUGGUAACAUGCACACAUGUAACAUAUAUCUCUCUCUCUCUC